GUACAGGGAAGGAUUUCAGGGGGACUUUCUUUCAUCAAGGAGCAUUCCACAAAAUGGAAGAUGAAUUAUUGGUGUCUUGGUGUGACCUGUCGGGUUUUCUCUCUCUGUGUCUCUUUUCUCCUCUUUGCCCUGCUCCAAGGAGAGUUUACUGUUACUGGGUUAGGGUACAUCCAGCCAGGGGAGCAGGCAGCUCCCAGCUGUUGCAGGGGGGACCACAAAGGGGCCCCCCCAUAUUGUUCACUAAUGGGAAUUUGGGGGUUUUAUUUGAUGACCUUGGGGGUAGGGGAGUUGGGUUAGGGUUAGAGGCAUUUUUCAAGAAAACUUUGAAGAUGGGAGCUGGGAAAAUCUAUGUUUUACUUAAUGGUGAGGCCGUAUGAAAGUGGGGGAGAACCAGCCUUUUAAAUAACUUUUUUUCCCUGUAGAUCAAGCGAGUUACUUGGAGCUUCUCUUAAAAUAUAAAAGAUAGUUACCUGCUUUUAAAAAGUUCUCUCAUAGAGAAUUUUGUCAAAUGUGAAAUGUUUUUUGGCUUUUAUUUUAAAACUUGCUUUCCUCUGGACCAUUUAGAAGCAAUAAGGGGAGGGGUUUUAUUUAGAAGUUUUAUUUACUUAUUCAUUUAUUUAUUUUUGGUCUAAAGCCCAAGUGGAUGCUAAUUUUGUCAUAUCUGAUAAUAAGCUAGGGAGGAGAUUUUUUUAGUCAGCUUGUCAAGGUGGAUGAUGCUACAAAGAGCCACCCGCUUUUCUCCCGCACCAAUCUUUAGAAACUUUCAUUCUAGACUAGGAGCCGCGGCUAUCAUAUAAUAAUAUGCUGGUUGUCGACAGUGCUUUCUAGGUUCCCCAUUCUUGCCCAACCGUUCCAGUGGCUGGCUGCUGGGGUCAUUCUCUUGGAAGGAUUGCUGCCUUCUCUUGAGAUUUUUUUCUUUUUGACAACUGAAAGAAUCGACUUGCCUUUUUUGCUGGGUGUUGGUAUUUCUCCUUCCUCAGCAUUGAUGCAUGUUCUAAAAUUUAUCUAUUCUAGAGUUCACCAUGGCUAAAGGUGACCCUAAGAAACCGAAGGGCAAGAUGUCCGCUUAUGCCUUCUUUGUGCAAACUUGCCGGGAAGAGCAUAAGAAGAAAAAUCCAGAGGUUCCUGUUAACUUUGCAGAGUUUUCUAAAAAGUGCUCCGAGAGGUGGAAGACUAUGUCAGGGAAAGAGAAAUCCAAGUUUGACGAGAUGGCAAAAGCGGAUAAGGUACGAUACGAUAGAGAGAUGAAAGACUACGGACCAGCGAAAGGUGGCAAAAAGAAGAAGGAUCCUAAUGCACCUAAACGGCCACCGUCUGGCUUCUUCCUGUUCUGUUCAGAAUUUCGUCCCAAGAUCAAGUCUACAAAUCCUGGCAUAUCCAUUGGGGAUGUGGCAAAGAAGCUUGGUGAAAUGUGGAACAAUCUGAGUGACAGUGAGAAGCAACCUUAUAAUAAUAAGGCAGCCAAACUGAAGGAGAAAUACGAGAAGAUAAAGAAACUAGCCGUGAGUGACUUGCCAAAGCUUAUAGAACAAGUUAUUCCAAGAGCUGGAACCACAGUUUCUGUUGACUCUUUUUUCCAUGAAGAGGAAAAAGGCUAGCCCAGAAUGGGAAGAAUGGCUGGCCAUCAAGAAGAGCCACUUGGCCUAUCGUCACACAGGCAAGAGAGAAGCUGUGCUGACUGGAAGGCACCUGGGACCUGAGGGGUGAGCUCUGCCAGGUAAGAAGAGUCAUACAGGCCAUUGAAACCAGGGGCCAGAGGGCCCCUUCCCCCCGCCCCCCCAGAGAUGACAGUGAGACUUGGGCUUAGGUGACUCAGUAGGGGCUUGGCUUAGGAGCAGAUUUUGGAAGAGAUGGUAGAGGCCAUCUUUUCUACUGCCUCCUCAUUUUCUGAUCCCCAGAAAUGGAAAGAGCAUGCCUAAGAUUUAAUCAAUCAACAGGCAGAUUUUUUUUAAAAUUUACUAUGUCGAACACUGUACGAAAUGUUAGGCAUAAAAAAAUAAAAGCAAAACCAGUACCUGUCUCAGGAUCUUACAUUUCAAUGGAUAGGAAAAAAAAAAAAAGAAAAAAUAUAUAUGCCAGAAGAUAUAGGAUAAAAGCAGAUAGAAAUAGAUGGAAAAUUAGAUGACAUUACCAGGCUUGAGGACCAGGAAAAACUUCCUGGAAGAAGUGAUAUUUAACAUGAGUAUUAAGCAAAAAUUCUAAGAAGCAGAGCUUGAGAGGGAGAGCGUUCCAGACUUGAGGAACAGCCAGCGCAAAGGCCUGGAGAUGGGAAAUGGAGGAUCCUGUGUGAGACAGUGUAGCUGGGUCAUAAAGAAUGGAAGAUCUGGAAAGGUUAGAAGGGGCCAGUGGUUGAAUGACUAAGCCAAGGACUUUCUAUGUACAGGAGUGGUAUGGAAAUGGCUUCUCAUAUCCUCUGUCUAGGGCCAUGUUUGUUUUUCGUAGUUUUACAAGUCUCACUCUUGAUUUUGUUGUGCUCGUUAUGUUUAUUUUUGUAAUAAUCACAUGUGUUGUUUUCUUGGCCUCAUUUCCUUCCCUCUGCAUCAGUUCAUCUAGGUCUUGUAAAACUCCUCUGUAGUUAUCAUGUCGGUCACUUCACGGUGUCAUUUCAUCACAGUCAUACGACAGUAUCUGUUUAGCUGUCCACCAGUUGAUGGGCAUCUGCUUUUUCUCCUCAGAACAAGAGCUGCUAAAAAAUAAUUUGGAGAAUGUGGGUCCUUUCAUUUUAUCUUUGACCUCCUUGAAAAAUAUAUGGUGGAAACUCUAGUUCCAAGGGUAUGAACAUUUUAGUCAUUUUAUUUGCAUAAUUCUCCUUUGUGAAAGGAUAUUUUUGUAAGAUUUGAUCCUUUUCUCCUGACUCUUAGCCCUUACUGAAGAAACCUGGAAGUUGUUUUCAUGAGAUUUCUCAGUAUGAUGAGACAGUAUCUCCAUUUGUAAUCGUUCUGCUGGAGGAAAGCCCUAGGCAGAGGAUUGGAGAAACAGAAAGAGACUUAUUUCUUGAUCUUCAGUUCUUUGCUGGUCAGAGGCACCAGGGGCUCAGGAUGACUUCCAUACCCAAUCCUUUUUCCGGUCUCCUAUCAUUUCUCAUGGCACCAUUCCUCAUGGCUCCUUCCAUUGGUCCUCAGGUUUCAUAGGCAAAGUGGAUCACAAGAGGAUGUCUCCAGGGAUCUCCAGUCCUAUUCAAUGGGUCCCAGUGUGGUAUAGUGGACAAAGUGCCGGAUUUAGGUUCAAGGGCCUAAGUUCACACCUUGUCCCUCCCACCCAUUAAGGGGAAACCUUGGAAAGUCACUUCUAACUAGGUUUUAGUUUCCUCAUUUAUAAAACCAGGUGUCAAAUCCUAUGACCCCUCAAGUCCCUUCCAGCUCUCAGUGGACACGCCUAUGAUGUCCCCCGAGGAAGAUGAAAAUCCCAGCCUGGUUGCUGUCCCAUCUGUGAGUGCUCCUGGUAAAGAGAGCAGAUGAGGCAAAGUCCUCAGCACAGAGGUUGGGGGUGGGUAGGGAGUGGUGUGGGGGCCCAAGGAGAGAAGGAAAGGUUUGGAAUGAAACCUGUGGUGAGGAGGCCAGGGAAUCUACUGGGUAGGAGUGAAAGGAUGGCCCACUCGGGAUGGGGCCCAUCCUCUGAGAGUGGAAUCAGGCAGCAUGGUUUUGAGAUUUCCCCCCAGCUCCAGUGAACAGCAGAUGGGGACAGGGGAGGGUAUAAUUUGGGGUUGGGUUUUUGACAAAGUCUUAUUGGUGGAUCGGCCAAGGGGAACAAGGGAUCGAAGAGUAGAGGAUAGUGUGAAGUUGAAUUACUUCAUCAAGGGUUCAAGAUGGAGAGAGGAGAGGUGCUGCUUCUCUCUGCAUCAGUUCGUCAUCUUUGCAAGAACUUCAGCUCCUGGCAACUGCUCCAUACAGUUUCCUUCCCAGGAAAUACUGGAGUUUUUAAGUGAGGGCCCUGGGAACAUCCCCUGAGUUUUAGGAUUCCCAGCCUGAGUGGUGAGUCCUUUGUCCUUCCUUCUCAUUUAAAUCAAUUCAAAAACAUUUAUGUAGAGCUUUCUAUGCCCCAGACAUUUUUCCUAGGCUUUGGAGAUUCAGAAACUAAAUGAAUGAGUGAAUUAAAUGUGCCUGUCCUCAGGGAGCUUAUAUUCAUGUUUUGGUGAAACAAGUUUCCUUCUGGUAAGUAAAUACAAAGUAAUGUUAGAGUGGUUAGGAACCCUAACCAGGGAAGAAGAGGUGCUUGAAGGGGCUAUUUAAAGAAGCUGGGGAGAGAACCUUGGCCUAGGAGUCUGGUUCCCUUCUCCCCCAGGAGAUGAAUGACUUCCAUUGAUCUGCCAAGAUUCUGUGAGUCUAUCCCCAGCUAGUGCUUGACACCCACCAUAGGCCCAGAGGUAUAAGGGACUUUGGAGGCCCUCUAGUCUACCCUCUUCAUUUUAUAGAUGAGAGGCCCAGAGAGGUUUGGAGAGUGGAGGGCCAGGGAGGAGGGCAUAAUUGCACAGGUGAAGGGAACUGCCCAAGGCCCCAGAGGGCCUGGGGAUUGAAGAAGGGCCAGAAUCUCAUUUAGCUUCAGAAAAGCAUAGUCAAGUAAAUGACUUCUGCCAAUCCUGCGAAGUUUGAUGCUAUUGAUCACUCUCUUCUUGAUGCUCUCUUCUCUCUAGGUUUUCGUGACACUGCUCUCUCCUGGUUCUCCUCCUACCUCUCUGACCACUCCUCCUCUGCCUCCGUUGCUGGAUCUUCAUUCAGGUCAUGCUGAUCACUGUGGGAGUAUCCCCCAAGAUCCUGUUCUGGGCCCUCUUCUCUCCUCCCUGUUCUGUUUCUUUAUUUGUAAUAAGUUUUUGUCGAUGUCUUCUCUUUCCUACAUCAUCACUGUUAUUCUCUGCAUCCCUUCCCUUCCCAGAGAGCUGUCCCAUAUAACAAAUGGUAUUUUUUUAAAUGAGGCAAAAAAUGAGCACUGACAUUGUCUAAAAAAAAAAAGUGUGCCAUAUAAUGCCAGUGGGCACCUCAGCUCUGCAGAGGAAUGGGUUGGGGAUUUCUUCCAUCUCUUCAUUUGAAUCCUGCUUGAUUUUUAUGAUUUUCUGACACUUGGUAUGUGCUUGUUCUUUCUGUUUGCAUCGUAGUAUUCAUUGUGUAUUUUGUGUUGUUGGUUCCGCUUAUUUUACUCUGGAUCAAUUCAUGUAGCUCUUUCCAUGCUUCUCUGUAUUCAUAGAUUUAUCAUUUCUUGUAGCAUAGUGAUAUUCCAUUUCGUUCAUGUCCCACUUUGUUUGGCCAGUCCCCAUCCUCUGGGUGUCUACUUUAUUUCCAAUUCUUUGUUAUUACUCAAAGUGUUGCUGUAAAGAUUUUGGUGUUUACUUUCUCCUUAUAUAUAGUUUCCUUGGGACACAAUCCCAGUAAUGGGUUUCCAGUUCAAAUGUUAUUCCCUCGAUUCCAAAUUGCCUUCCAGAGUGGUUGUGUCAGUUCACACCUCCACUGACAGCACGUCUGUAGCAUUCCACAACCCUUCCGGCAUUGACUAUUUACAAUUUUUUGUCGUUGCCAAUUUUCAGGGCACAAGGUGACCUUCUAUAUCCUUUCAGUUGGUGAAUUCACAGCUCACAUGUUUUCAAUGAUCAUCUCUAUGUAGCUGAUUCUCAGAUCUAAUCAUUCAGCCCCAACCUCCAGCUAUUAGACACCUCAGACUGAAUGUCCCAUAGAUGCUUUCAAUUCAACCUGUGCAAAUUGGAAUUUAUUUUCUAGUCUCCCCCCUCCCCAAACCUCUCCUCUUCCUAAACUCUCCUGUUAUUGUUUAGGGAACCACCCUGUUCCCAGGCAUCCAGCCUCACAAUGUAGAUACCACCCCCCCUCACUGUCUCUUCCUGCCUCCCUCCCACCCCCCCACGCUCCCAGCCCUCACACCAUCUUAUUUAUAAAGCUCUGCUCUCCUCUGACACUGCAGCCACCCUGGUAUCAUCUCUUUCCUGGACAAUGGUAAUAGGUUUCUGUUUAUUCUCCUUCCCUGUCUCUCCCUCUUCCUACCUCAAUCUCAGCAACCUCCACUCAGUAAAUUGAACUUUCUAAAGUGCCCCCUCAACCCCAGUCAGUCAAUUCCAGUAGAACCCUAUUAUUGCCAGGAUCAAAUAGAAUAUUCCCUGAUUAGCAUUUAAAGCCCUUUACCACUGGGUCUUGUCUGACUAUUGCAGUCUCUGGCCUCCUUACUGUUCUUUCCAGAGGACACUUCAAAGUUUGGAAACAAAAGUGGCCUUUCCCUGAGCCUGGCACUCUUGCCCUGCUCACUCAGCCUCGGGCCUUCCCUAGCUUCCUAUGAGUCUCAAUGAAAGUUGCAUCUUCUGCCAGGAAGGAGCCUUUCCUGAAGCUCCAUGAUUCUAGUGCCUUCUCCAUGGAUUUGGCCAGUUAGCUCUCUGCUGUUACGUACUGCUGUGGUUGCUCACUGCAAUUUUUCCCGCCUUUAUUCCAAGAGGCUUCCCAUUUGUCCCAUCCGGGAUCACAAGACAGCCCAACUGGGCCUCUUUUUCUCUCUCCCUUCUUCUCCAUACUCUCCUGUGGAUGUCCUGUUUGCAUCUGGUCUCCUCUGGGAAGCCUGAGGGCUUCUGGAGAGCAGAGACUGCUGUUUGCCUUUCUUUGAAGAGGCACUGCUACUGGACCUGCCAGUUGGGGUCUCCUUCUAAGGUGCCAUAGACAAGGUGCCAGCUGCUGCCGCCACAGCCUAGAGAAGUAAUCCCAGGAACAGAAAUUCCAGGGUUGGAAGAGAUCAUCUGGGCAGGGCUAGCCAGCCUUUUUUUGGGUCACGGGCCCUUUAGGUAGUUGCCCAGAAGCUGUCCGCCCCUUCUCAGAGCUCAUGUUUCUAAAUGCAUAAAAUAAAAUACAUAAGAUACAAACGGAAA
This is a messenger RNA of Antechinus flavipes (yellow-footed antechinus), 6850 nucleotides long. It is a transcript of the gene HMGB3, whose product is annotated as high mobility group box 3. The record is from RefSeq and is a predicted model, not a curated record. The coding region runs from base 1023 to 1598 and encodes 191 amino acids. Gene Ontology annotation, molecular function: DNA binding, bending. The transcript has 4 exons. Gene Ontology annotation, biological process: regulation of transcription by RNA polymerase II. Gene Ontology annotation, cellular component: nucleus. Lineage: Eukaryota; Metazoa; Chordata; Mammalia; Dasyuromorphia; Dasyuridae.